Messenger RNA from Cynara cardunculus var. scolymus (artichoke), 3877 nucleotides. Its product is annotated as MMS19 nucleotide excision repair protein homolog. Gene Ontology annotation, cellular component: cytosolic [4Fe-4S] assembly targeting complex. The record is from RefSeq and is a predicted model, not a curated record. Gene Ontology annotation, biological process: iron-sulfur cluster assembly. Lineage: Eukaryota; Viridiplantae; Streptophyta; Magnoliopsida; Asterales; Asteraceae. The transcript has 22 exons. Bases 80 to 3493 code for a protein of 1137 amino acids.
AUAUCGAAACAGCAAAACCCUUAAAACCCUCGGUGCAAUAGCCGUUGCAGACUUGCAGUCUGCUACAAUCGAACUCCCAAUGGCUGAUUCAACUACAACUAACUGUGUUAAGCAUAUCGAAACGUAUGUCGAUUCAUCGUCGUCUAAAUCUCCUGCUCAGCAGGAUGCAAGUUUAGAUGCAAUUGCAAAGCUCUUGCUGAAUGAUAUCAUAACUCUGGAAUCACUGGUAAGAGAAAUGGAGAUGUAUUUAACUACUACCGACAACAUCAUUCGUGCCAGAGGUAUCCUUCUUCUUGCAGAGUUGUUGACUCGCAUUUCAUCAAAGCCUUUAGACAAUACAACAAUACAUAGUUUGAUUGGCUUUUUUGCAGAAAAACUGUCAGAUUGGCGAGCAUUGCGCGGUGCACUUGUUGGUUGCUUGGCUUUAAUGAGGAGGAAAGGUGACACUGGUGCAAUCAGCAGUGGUGAUGCAAAUGGAGUUGCUCAGUCGUUCAUGCAAAAUCUACAAGUUCAAUCUUUAGGACAGCAUGACAGGAAGCUUUGCUUUGAGAUUCUAGAAUGCCUUAUAGAUUGUUAUCCAGACACAGUAAUGACCAUGGAGGAUGACUUUGUUUAUGUGAUCUGUGAAGCCAUAGAUGGGGAAAAGGAUCCGCAAUGCUUAUUGCUCACGUUCCAUCUUGUGGAAAUGCUGGCACAGUUAUAUCCUGAUUCAUCUAGUUCACUAGCAAGCUAUGCUGAGGAUCUUUUUAACAUCUUGGGAUCUUAUUUCCCUAUCCACUUUACACAUCCAAAGGGCGAAGAUGAUGUGAAGAGGGAGGAGCUCUCCAGGGCACUAAUGCUGGCUUUUGGAUCUACGGCCCUCUUUGAGCCGUUUGCUGUGCCGUUGCUUCUCGAGAAACUUUCUUCAUCUCUUCCAUCGGCAAAGGUUGAAUCUUUGAAGUAUCUUAGUUAUUGCACAGUUAAGUAUGGUGCACACCGAAUGCUAGAACAUCUUGAAGCUCUUUGGUCAUCAUUAAAAGACGCAGUUUUUACUUCCGGACCAUCUAUGUUGACCGUGGGUUCAUAUUUAGAGAGCUAUGUAGGAUACCAGGAUAACAAAAUUGUAGCCGAAGCUCUCAUUCUUCUGCAGAAGCUUAUUCAGCAAGAUAAUGGCGUAUUUCUAGAUUUGGUUCUGAAGGACAUGGACAUUAACAUGAUGUUGACGUCUCUCCUGGAUAAUAAGAAUUAUGAUGAUAUUACAGUACCAGACAAGCAAAGAUUAAAUGCAGUUGGUCGGAUUCUAUAUGUUUCAGCCGCAGCCUCCAUUGCUUCUUGUAAUGCAAUAUUUCAAAGUUUUUUCUCCAGCUUAGUAAAUGGUUUGGGAUCAACGAUGCAAAAUCCACUGGGGCAAGAGAAAGAUUAUGUUUCUGAAAAACCUAAGUUUGGGUACCUCUAUAUUUGUGUUGAGUUACUUGCUGCCUGCAGAACUUUGGUUGUGGGCUAUGAUGAACCUACCUCAAUAACUUAUCUUGCCAAUGAGACAUGGUGCAGCAUACUUCAUAGCUUUUGUAGUUCAUUGACUUCUUCCCUCAUAAAAAGUUUGAAAGAAAUCAAUCAGGAUGACUUCAAUCACACUGGGGUUAGGGGAUUGCAGAUUUUGGCUUCAUUCCCUGGAAGUUUCUUGCCGGUAUCAAAAUCCACAUUUGAGAAUAUCUUGGUUGAAUUUAUGUCAAUUAUCGUCCUCAAUUUCAACAAUACAUCUCUUUGGAGAUAUGUAUUAAAGGCAUUAGUUGAAAUUGGCUCAUUUAUUGAAAAAUCUCAUGAUUCUGAGAAAAUGCCAAGCUUUGAUGUUAUUGUUGUAGAGAGGAUGGUGGUUUUGUUGUCUUAUGAUGAUUCUACUAUGCCUUUGUCACUCAAAGUGGAAGCAGUAUCUGAAAUUGGCAGGACUAGUCUGAAAUAUAUGCUGAAGAUUGUCCAAGAAUUGAACAAGGCUAUCUCUACCAGUUUACACGGAUCUUGGCUUGAUGGAAACUCAAAGCCAGCUGAACAUGCAAUGCUCCUUUUGGAAUGCUAUGCAGACAAGGUGCUUCCAUGGUUUCAGAAUGUCAGAGAUUCUGAUGACGUGCCUAUGCAUUUCGCAUUAAAGAUUUGGGAUGAAAUAGAAGAUAGCACGCGUUUUGUUGAAGGCGUCAAGGAAAAAGAACUUCUUGAAACUACAAUGAAUGCAAUGAAACAUGCUGUGGCAAGCUGUUCAGAGGACAGUCAGAGCAUACUUCUUGAUAAAGCCUUCAGCAUACUUUCUUCAAGCACGACUUUUCGAGUCGAGGAAGGCUUGCAACUUGCUGAAUUCUCUUGUAGAGACAAGUGGAUUAUCUCAUUAUUUGAUUCAGUAAUAAUAGCUCUUCAUCCGAAAACACACUUGAAGAACACCGAAGGAAUAUUGCAAAUACUCAUGAGAUCUCUCCCCAAUGGUCAUGUUCCAUCAGCUCAUGCUUUGGGAUCUUUGUUUAACAAGAUGCCCUUGAAAGAAAACAGGUUUGCUGAUAUGCAAUAUUGUAGCUUGGAAGAAGCAAUGGAUAUUAUAUUCAACAGUUACAUAUGGAAAUCAUGUGAUACCAGUCACCCAAUUAGAUUUGUUGAUGAUGAUGAUGAUGGCAACGAGAUAGGGGUGAGUAAUUUAAGACUAAGCAAUGUAAAUAAUGGAUUUGUCCGCGUCCAUGCUAUUCUUGGAUUAGCAUGGAUGGGAAAAGGAUUACUUAUGCGGGGCCAUGAAAAGGUGAAAGAUGUGAUCAAGUUUUUGCUGAAUUGCUUGGUUUCAAAUGGACAUUUGCCAACCUCAAAUGGAGAUUCACCUGAAGAUUGUAAAGAUCAGGAAACAACUCACCUGAUGAGAGCUGCUGCAGAUUCAUUUAGUAUUAUAAUGAGUGAUUCCGAGGCUUGUUUGAACAAAAGAUUACAUGCAACCAUAAGACCACUGUAUAAGCAACGACUUUUCAAUAUGGUGAUGCCGAUCUUACUAUCAUCAGUAGUGAAAUCAGAUUCACCAAUCACGAGAUCCAUGCUGCAUCGGGCCCUUGCACAUGUCAUUUCUAAUUCUCCACUGAGUGCUAUUCUGGGUGAAGCCAAUAAGCUCAUCCCAUUACUGCUAGAUGGUUUAACGAUCCUGAGUGAAGAUGUUCAAAAUCGAGACAUUGUAUAUAACCUGCUCCUUGUUUUAUCAGGAAUAUUGACUGCUAAAAAUGGUCGGGAAGCCAUUAUGGAAAAUACACAUAUCAUCAUCAGGUGCCUCAACAAGCUUGUCUUCUACCCGCACAUGAUGCUGGUACGUGAGACAGCAAUCCAGUGUUUGACUGCCAUGUCCGAGCUGCCCCACCCUAGGGUAUAUCCUUUCAGGCUGGAGGUGCUACAAGCAUUAACAAAAGCACUUGAUGAUCCAAAGAGAAGUGUCCGUCAAGAAGCUGUCAAAUGUCGGCAAGCAUGGGCCUCAAGCUCAUCUAGAAGUCUUCAUAUUUGAAAGUUCUUGGAAGAAUUCUUCUGGGGUGCGAUAGGUAAUGCAAGAUACGUAAAUUGCUUUUGGUUAUCGCGAUCCAAGAUUGAUGAUUAUUUAAAAAUCCAAAGAGAGCAUGGGAUUCCAUCGUGCCCAAAGAGAAAAGGCUCACUUCCCGGAUUAUCAACGACACUGCACCGUACAUAACUAUGCAUCUAACUCUACAAAAUUUGGAGGGCAUUAAUCUGUAUGUAGUAAUUGUGAUUUUUUAUUUUUAUUAAAUUAUUUUAUUUGUGGUAGAUUCUUUUAUUUAUUUUGAGACAUAGAAGUUGGUUGUGGUUAUGUCAAGAUAAUUUGGAGCACUGUGCACUCGUUUAGUUGGUUGUUAUGAAAUUGUAUGAUUGUGGGUCA